AUGAGUAUGCAGAGGCUUCUGGACUUACUGCCCCAGUGGCUGGACCGUUGGAAAGUCGCGGUCAACGUGGGUAAGACUGCGGCGCUCCUCCACGGUCCGGUCCGUAUCAGAGUCGUCCCCAAGAAGCUCAAUCUCCGAGGUGUGAAUAUCGAGUUUAAGCCGAAGUUCCGGUAUCUCGGGUGCGACAUCGACCGCUCGCUGAGCAUGGCAGCGCACGCCAGCCAAAUCAUCGGUUCGGCGAGCGCGGCCAGGUUUAUGCUGCGGCCGCGAUUUAGGUUACAGGCCCAGCAGAAUCUUUCCCUUCGUAAUAUCGUCGGGGCCGGGCGGUACGUCAGAAAUGACGUUUUCGCCCGGGACCUAGAUGUGGAGUCGCUCAUGGAGUUUGUGAUUAGGCUCUCACGUAACAUGUACGAGCGAGCUGAAAACAGCCCCCAUGAGCACCUCCACAACAUAGGCCCGCUGCACGCCAGACCACCUGAUGGUAAGGCCCUGCCGCGGGAGAUAUUAGUACCCCCGACGAUCGUUCGGAGUUAA
Messenger RNA from Bombyx mandarina (wild silkworm), 534 nucleotides. RefSeq lists its product as uncharacterized. Lineage: Eukaryota; Metazoa; Arthropoda; Insecta; Lepidoptera; Bombycidae. The record is from RefSeq and is a predicted model, not a curated record.